CACACAAACUCACAUUCUCUCAUAGCUCUGUAGCAGGCGGGCUGCUUCGGCACGCCAUCUCUUCACACACACACACACACACGCGCGCACUGCAGCAGUGCGCACACACGGACACACACAAACUCUCUUCGUCGGCUUUCCUCUGCACGCGAAAGGCUGUCCCACUCAGCGCGCACUCGACGUGACCGUUAUUCUAUUGCGCAAGACACGGGACUGUCCGGGCACUGAAAAUAAAUCCACACAACAACCCGGUGAACGUUAAACCUCGGCUGACAUCGGUAAAGAAAUAACGGGACCGGGCCCACGGCACCGCAUUUCAGCACGCGGACAGAAAAUACAGACAGACAAACCGGGUUCAGGCAUCGGGACUCACGCGCUGCAUGCAAGCCCUGUACGCCGCCUCCUCGCACAGAAUGCAGCAUCCCCUGACGGGAGGAACGUGCGUUGCGAUGCCCAACGUAGACAUGUGUCCUCAACUGUCCUGCGCUGCUCUCACCUUUAUGUACCUCCAGCAGGGUAACCAGGAAGCCCCUCCCCCUCCAGACUCCAUGACUCAGCCGUACCCCUCCGCCCAAUUUGCCCCCCCUCAGAACGGCCUGCCCGCUGAGUUCACCGCCUCUCACCCUCACCCUCACCCUGCGCCCCCCGACUACACAGGACAGCCCCCUGUCAGCGAACACCCCCUCAACAUGUACCCCACUUCACAGAACCACAGUGAACAGAGUGGACAGGACACCUGCAUACAGACCGUCUCAGCCACAGCCACACAGACAGAGGAGGAGUCUCAGACAGACAGUCAGCAGCAGAGCCUGUCGUCUGACAGUUCUAACAGUAAGACUCAACCCAAGCGACUCCAUGUCUCCAACAUACCCUUCAGAUUCAGGGACCCAGACCUCAGGCAAAUGUUUGGCCAAUUUGGUAAAAUCUUAGACGUUGAAAUAAUUUUUAACGAGCGGGGCUCUAAGGGUUUUGGGUUCGUAACUUUCGAGCAUAGUGCGGACGCUGACAGGGCGCGAGAAAAAUUACACGGCACGGUCGUAGAAGGCCGUAAAAUAGAGGUCAACAAUGCAACAGCACGGGUAAUGACCAAUAAGAAGACAGUCAAUCCUUAUGCAAAUGGGUGGAAGUUGAACCCAGUAGUCGGUGCAGUCUACAGUCCAGAGUUCUAUGCAGUACCGGGCUUCCCCUACACAGCAGCCAGUGCAGCAGUGGCGGCUUACAGAGGGGCCCAUCUAAGAGGUCGAGGGCGUACGGUCUACAACACAUUCAGAGCAGCCGCACCCCCACCUCACAUCCCCACUUACGGAGGUGUUGUUUACCAGGAUGGAUUUUAUGGUGCAGAUAUUUAUGGGGGCUAUGCUGCCUACAGGUAUGCACAGCCUGCUGCCGCCACAGCUGCUGCAUACGGUGACAGAAAUAAUUUGGUCCUCCUUGCAGCAGAUGAAAUGUCUUGUAACUCCUCUACAGUUACGGACCAGUAUAUGCUGCGGACCCCUACAACCACCCACUUGCUCCAGCAGCCACAUACAGCAUUGGUGCCAUGAAUGCGUUUGCCCCAUUGGCUGAUGCCAAGACGAGGAGUCAUGCUGACGACGUGGGUCUGGUGUUGUCCUCCCUGCAGGCUAGUAUAUACAGGGGAGGUUACAGCCGCUUUGCCCCAUACUAACCCACCAACCAACCUCCCUAAAACCAUACAACAACCAAUUACUACCCUACCAACCAACCAACCUCCCCACAACCAAACAACAACCAAUCCUUUCUGACAGGGACACAACCGACCAACCAACCAACCGACCAACCAACAAACAAACCACACAACCAACAAACCAGUAUGUGAGUGAGAGAGAGAGAGACAGAGAGCGAGAGAGAGGGCGAGAGGGAGAGCGAGAGAGAGCGAGAGAGAGGGCGAGAGGGAGAGAGAGAGAGAGGGCGAGAGAGAGAGAGAGAGAGAGAGAGAGAGAGAGAGAGGGACUUUGAGGCCUGGGUAUUGCAAUAUAUGCAGUUGAUCAUGAUUUUAGCAGCUCCUAAGAGAGAGGGAAAUCAGUCAACUAAAAAGAAGGGAUAUUUAUACCUCAGAUAUUGUGUGCUGUUCAUUUUGAUACAGUGGGUUUUUAAUUUGUAAAGGUUAGUAGAUUGUCCGUGUUGGUAGAGCUAUAGAAGAGCUACUAGAUUUAAAACCUUAACAUUAUUAAACAACACAUUUCAACUGUUAGGGCUCCGUGAAAAGACAAACCAAUCCUGUAAAAUACAUCACAGAAUGUGAUCCCGUUUUGUAAGAGUGUUUACAUGAUUGUAGGGUUCGGAUUCCUUUGACAUUCCCUCUGUUAGCGUCUACAUUGUUUCCUAGCUACUGGGGUUAGGAUUAGGAAUGGGGUUAAAGUUAAGGACUGGGUAAGUGUUAGGGUUAGGAUUAGGAUUAAGGUUGGGGUUAUGUUAGGUUAGGAUUGGGGUUAAAGUUAAGGACUGGGCAAGUGUUAUAGUUAGGAUUCGGUUUGGAUUAGGGUUAAGGUUGGGAUUAGGUUAGGAUUAGGGUUAAGGUUGAGGUUAGGUUAGGGCUGAAGCUCAGGGUUAGGAUUAAGGUUAGGGUUGGGGAGGUGGGGGUUAAAUGGGGUACUAGAAAGGCACCGAAAGGUUGCAAGAUCGAGUCCCCGAGCUGACAAGGUACAAAUCUGUCGUUCUGCCCCUGAACAAGGCAGUUAACCCACUGUUCCUAGGCCGUCAUUGUAAAUAAGAAUUUGUUCGCAACUGACUUGCCUAGUUAAAUGAAGUUAAAAUAGAAAUUAGACCAGGUGAAGGGAAAGAGAGAGAUGGAGGGGAGUAGUUGUUUGUGAAUGGUGCGUAGUCGGCAGCGUGCUAGCUAGCCAGCGAGGACGUUGAUGUGUGGAUUAGAUCAUGAUCGUUGUGAUUGUCAUCGUUUAUCACUCAAAGCCAAAGGUUCAAAUGUUCCCGAGGUGUUCCAUCUGUGUACAGUCAGAUUUUACAGAGAAUAACUUAUUAUUGGUAGAGGACAGAGAGUCUGCUUCCCAAAUGGACCCCUAUUCCCUAUAUAGGGCCCUAUAUGCCUCUGGUCAAAGUAGUGCACUAUAUAGGGAAUAGGGUGCCAUAGGGCCCUGUUCAACAUAGUGCACUAUAUAGGGAAUAGGGCUCGGGUCUAAAGUAGUGCACUAUAUAGGGCUUGGGUCUAAAGUAGUGCACUAUAUAGGGAAUAGGGUGCCAUAGGGCCCUGUUCAAAGUAGUGCACUAUGUAGGGAAUAGGGUGCCAUAGGACCCUGUUCAAAGUAGUGCACUAUGUAGGGAAUGGGGUGCCAUUUGGGAGGUAUGUGGUUUUUUCUCCAUGGAGGAUUUACUGUUGAAACCAUCAUCUAGUCCCUUUAGUCAAAACCCUUUAUAGAGUAGGUCAUCCCAUAGUAAUAAUAAUGAUACUGAUACAGAUGUUGUUUUUAUAGAAAUUACAGUAUAUCCAUUGAUAUAGUUGCUGACUUUUAUAUUAUGGGAGAGAUUUAAAAAAAUAAUAAUAAUGUCUAUAUUCACCUUCUCUAUUUUACCUUUCUGUUUCGUUUUUUUCUCAAAAAAUAUACGACUAUGAUUAUUUGUACACGAUGAAAGCUGAACAAUAUAUAUAUAUAUAUAUAUAUAUAUAUAUAUAUAUAUAUAUAUAACUACAAUGUAUUAAUGGAGACGUUUGAGCUGUGCAAUGAAGGUGUUCUCUUAAACACAAAAUACACAACUGUAAUGUUUUAGAUGUAGGCUAUUAUACCAACGGUUAGGGAAAGCUUUCCUCAUUUUUUUAUGGUGUCAUCAUAUCCAGAUGUAUAAUGACACACUACAAGUAAUGCGAUCAUAAUGUAGAUAUUAUCAUAGCAUUUUUGUCAACUGUACUAUUUUGCAGACACACACACAGCCUGUACAUGGUCUUCACUACUACUAGGCUGUAAAACAUGUCAGUGUCCUAUAUGUUGCUGAUGUUUGUUAGUUAGGCUUUAUUUUUUACAUUGACUUGUCUUUCUUUUGGGUUUUGAUAUCAUUUUUAAUGUGACCUCCUUUGUAAUGUUAUUUUCUAGAACUCAGCCUUUACACUUUGAAAAACUGUUUGAUUAUUGAGAAAAUUAGAAAUAUAUAUGGCUUGUGAAAAAGAUGAUGUAUAUGUAAAUAUGAAGAUGAAGCUGUUGUUGAUUAAAGUGCUCCAGGGGCGAGAGAGGAAACGCCCAGCUCACCUCACGCAGCUAAAUACUUCCUUCCUGAUAUCCUCCCUCCCUCCUUUCCUCCCUCCUUUCUUCCUACACCUUGUUUACAAAUUAACCUGGUCAGAGGUGUUUGUCACAUAUCUCAGUUUUGUAUUUAUAAGAAGAAGAAAAAAUAUUCAGAAAUGCGACCGAUGAAAAAGGCAGUGGCAUCUGCAGGUUGUGGGAUUUAGCCCCAUCCUGCAGGUUCUGGAGUUAAGUCCCUUCCUGUUGGCAGGUUGUGGGAUUUAGCCCCAUCCUGCAGGUUCUGGGGUUAAGUCCCAUUCUGUCUGCAGGUUGUGGGAUUUAGCCCCAUCCUGCAGAUUCUGGGGGUUAAGUCCCAUCCUGUUGGCAGGUUGUGGGGUUUAGCCCCAUCCUGCAGAUUCUGGGGGUUAAGUCCCAUUCUGUCUGCAGGUUGUGAGAUUUAGCCCCAUCCUGCAGAUUCUGGGGGUUAAGUCCCAUCCUGUUGGCAAGUUGUGGGGUUUAGCCCCUUCCUGCAGGUUCUGGGGUUAAGUCCCUUCCUGUUGGCAGGUUGUGGGGUUUAGCCCCAUCCUGCAGAUUCUGGGGGUUAAGUCCCAUCCUGUUGGCAGGUUGUGGGGUUUAGCCCCUUCCUGCAGGUUCUGGGGUUAAGUCCCUUCCUGUUGGCAGGUUGUGGGGUUUAGCCCCAUCCUGCAGAUUCUGGGGGUUAAGUCCCUGUCCUGUGUUUGCUGAACCAUCAGUCGGCAUGGCAACACGUAUCCUGGCUACACCACCGCGUGUCUCUGUCCCUACCCUCUACAUCCUCUGCUUCCAUAGGUGUUGUGAUCAGAUACUUCCUCCCCUGUCCUUGUAUGUGCAUGCACUAUGGUUCUUCCACUUAACAAUAACCAUCAAUAAAGUUUGUCAAGAUAA
This is a messenger RNA of Salmo salar (Atlantic salmon), 5111 nucleotides long. RefSeq names its product RNA binding protein fox-1 homolog 1. Gene Ontology annotation, cellular component: cytoplasm; nucleus. Gene Ontology annotation, biological process: regulation of alternative mRNA splicing, via spliceosome; nervous system development. Gene Ontology annotation, molecular function: mRNA binding. The record is from RefSeq and is a predicted model, not a curated record. NCBI's taxonomy places the organism in Eukaryota, Metazoa, Chordata, Actinopteri, Salmoniformes, Salmonidae.